CUAAACAGUACCUGCUCGCCAACAGACGUGUAGCCCAUCUUAAUAGCUGGCUACAGGGGCUGAUUCAGAUACCGAUCUAGUAUAGCAAACACCCAGCAGGGGUGACUCGGUUCGACAUAUUUAGUCUAAUAACGUGGUUAUCGAACUGGAAUCCCAAUGAGUCGACCGCGACCCAGUUGGAGUGAAGGCUAGCUUUAGCUAGCUGUAUCAAUGCGGUUUAAAGACACAAAAAAGGUCGAAAGAAGACACAACCGUAUUUCGGACCAAGGGAAAGACAAUGAUGGGAUGUGCAUUAAAAUACAACGACAUCAUUAUUUUUUAGCCAACGUUGACAUCGGAUGAUACUUUGGAAAAAAAUAUAGUUUUUAGUAUAAUCUUUUUUAAUAUGGAGUUUGCUAAUAGAAUCGGCCCAUCGAAAGACCUCAAGAGCCAUCUGGCAAAAAUGAGAUUUUAUUGCUUUUACUGUAAUCACCUUUCAUACAGCAAUUCAGACCUCAGCCAGCAUCUAGUACAGAAGCAUUCAAUAUUCCCAUUCAAUUGUCAGCUCUGUGAGUAUGGAGCCUUGAAAAAAGACAGUAUUUUGCAGCAUGUGAGGCAAAUACACACUCCACCAAUGAAUGUUACCCCAUUGAAGCUAGACAGACGGCACGUUUCUGUUUCCAACACACCACCGAUAUUAAGCAGUACUUCAACAUCAGUGAGCCCAUUUGCUGGGACCACAGCAUCAUGCUCCAAGCCAUUUGUGGCAAGAUUGGACAAAGCUGGACAUUUAAGUGAAACGGUGAGGGUAAACUCAUCACCCAAAGUGCAAACAGGACUGUUGGCGCCAUUGCGUGAGCAAUUGGAAAAGAACCAACCAUUAACCGUUUCCGUCCCAAAUGAAGUGACCAUCCCAGCUGGCUGCUUUGUUGAGCUUAUAGAGGUGAAAACAGUCAAUGGAAAGAAAGAACUGAAGCUAAGACGUGUCCCACAAACACCAAGUGGGUCUCUGGCAAAGGCUAGUAAAUGCGCAACUUCAAAAAAUGCAGCGACAGUUAAAUCAUUAGUGUCCAACACUAUCCUGAACAGAAAAUGCUCAGGGAGUGACGGAACAUGUGCAGCUAACCAACUGACCUUAAAGCGAAAGAAUUUGGAACAACCGCAUGCACCCAGGAAUACUUUGGAUUUAGGGAAGCAGUCCACACAUUUGCAGACACCAAAUCCAUCCCAGGGCAUUAACUCUGAAAACCUCAAUAGAGUAGACAUCGAGUCAUCAGAGAUAAAAGAGGAGAUGGUGAAAGAAGAGGACUUAGUUUUUUGUCCCAAAAUGCAACACUUGACAAAUGUCAAAAGUGUGGCCAUGUCGGAUAAUAUCAAGAAUGCAUGUCCAUCCUUAAACUUUAAGUUGGAAACGAAUACAGAGUCAUCAAAUAUGAACUUCCCAACUGAUCCUCCUCCCAACAAUCAACUAAAGGAGGAAAAGAAUAGUUCUUUUUCUGACUCACUGUUGAAAGAAACUGUUUCAGAAGAGAACUUACUUGAUGACAAAAUUACAGGACAAGAAGCAUUUCCAGUUAUCUCGUGCGUGUUUUCCCUGAGUCGGCAAUCAGAAGACCUUCAAGGUUGCUCGCAACCCAUGUGGAUGGCUUUACAGAAAAUUGCCAUGGGAGAUUCAAGUUUGCCGUCUCUCAAGACAUCGUUGAUUUAUGAAAAGCAGACACUGGCUUUGGUCACAACACAAAAAGAGGACAUGAAGACUGGGAACAAUGACAACAAUGGAUAUAUCAAAGAUUUGCCCCUUGUUUAUGACCAAAAUAUAUUGGCCAAUGCAGGGGAGCAGGCUGACCAGGUAGAGUCAGAAAAGACUGAGGAACUUUCUAAACACAUGGAAACACAAACUGUGAAUUAUUUGUGUGUCAAGGAUGAACAAAGUGUAAAGGCUGGAGGUCUUUCAGUGUCAUUCCCGCAAUGUACCAUCAACAAGCAGGACACCUGUCCCAGAUUGUCUUCAUACCUUACAAUAUCAUUGAAAAGGAUUAGGUUGAAUGACGAUAAGACACCAAAUCAAUCUUUAAGCAGGAAGCAACUCCACCUCAGACUAGAAAAGAGAAAAAAACAAUGGAAGGUAUCCAGCAUACGGAGGCUGACACACAGACUACAUACGUCUGGAAACUUUAUUAGCCUUAAGGUUGACCAACUGGUGAAGCAUCCAGCUCAAAACCAACCUGUGGUGGUGCUCAACCAUCCUAAUCCACAAGCUCUGAGGAAGAAGACGGAAACCGAGAGGGUGAAUGGCACCUCAGACUCUAAGGUUAUUCCAACGUGCCACAUCCUGAAGAUGAAGCUGAACAAAGUCAUGGGACAGAAGUACGAGGUGAUGGGAUGUACUGUGAGGGUUUAUCCAUAGGGGCAAGGGGGCAUAAUGGGCAAAAUGCUAAUACUGAAACCAUUUAGAAAAAUGACAGGAUUGGAUAGUAAUUGUAUACAAGUACUGUGUGUAUCUUGAAACUGAGUAAUGUUUGACGACAUUGAAUUAAGUGUUGCUAUCAAACUGCCAAUCUGAAGAACAAAGCCGUAACUCACAUUAUUACAUAUAUUGUCAGAUGUUCAUGUUUCAUCAUUACCUUCUCUUACUAGUAUUUUAUGGAAACCUUUUUCUUUUAGAAUUACUUUCAGUACUAAAACAAAAAGUAUUUUACAAAUGUGGUACCUGGAAGUAUUUGAAGGAUUGGAUUGCUCACCAGUAGCCUACCACCAUUUAUACCUUUUUGUUCGAAUGAUGACUGAUUCUUUGUCUGUAGUUUUACAGAAAACAAAUUACAUUACGUCUUUUUUCUUCUUCUAAAUAUUGUAGCCACAUUUCUUGAAAGCAUUCUACUGACAUUUUCAGAUUUGAAAGAAAAAACAUUCUCAGACUUUUAUUUUGUAAAUAGAUCUCCAUCCAUUGUAAGGACAUGAUCAGCAUGCUUUGCUAUAUUUGUGAUCCGUAUUGUCAUUUUAAAUAAAGGUUUUUUGAUUAAAGUUGU
Molecule: messenger RNA, 3005 nt
Organism: Osmerus eperlanus (European smelt)
Lineage: Eukaryota; Metazoa; Chordata; Actinopteri; Osmeriformes; Osmeridae
Product: RE1-silencing transcription factor
Exons: 2
Coding region: 386-2386 (666 amino acids)
Source: RefSeq, a predicted model, not a curated record